ACAUGACUGAUUGAAAUGUUGUACUCACGAUUCUAUCAACUUAACACACUACCUACAUCCUCCACACAAGUUGGAGUUGCCAUCUUUGGACUCUUUGCUAAGCUGCAGCCGGAAGUUCCGAGGAGCCCUGAAGGCAGCACCAACGGCUACUGGCAGCAUCAUUCUGCUGAGUGGGAAGCAAAGAUGGAGGAGUAUCCUUCUAAACAAGUGACCGAAAACCUCGACGACCCUCCCAACAGCCGCCUUUUCGCGGUCACAAGUCGGUCCAUAACCGAAGAUGAGCUCCGGGAAAGUUUCUCUGUGUUUGGGGAAAUCCAGGGGGUCUGGGUGGUCAAGGACAAGCAGACAAAGGAAUCCAAAGGAAUCUCCUAUGUGAAAUUCGCCAAGUCUUCGCAGGCCUGCCUGGCCAUGGAGGAAAUGCACGGCAAAGUGCUGGUGGACGGGACUAAACCCAUCAAGGUGUUUAUUGCCCAGUCACGGUCUUCAACAAGACACAGAGACGUUGAGGAUGAGGAGCUGACCAGGAUCUUCGUCAUGAUCCCCAAAACCUUCACAGAGGAGGACCUUAAAAACACGUUCAAAGAGUAUGGUGAUAUUGAGUAUUGCGUGAUCAUCAAGAAUAAGACCACAGGGGAAAGUAAAGGACUGGGCUACGUGAGAUACUACAAACCCUCCCAAGCUGCCCUCGCUAUAGAGAACUGUGACAAAUCUUACAGAGCCAUCCUGGCUGAACCUCGCACCAAGGCUGCAGCAACAGAAGAGUACACAGGGGGGUCGGCCAGAGGUGAAUACAUGGGCGGUGGAGGCGGCGGCGGCGGCGGCAGUGACUCCAUGAACCAGUAUGCCUUCCCUCUGGGUGGCGGUAACACGCCAAGAAACACAGCAGUGCACCAUCAAAGGCAGGGAAGAAGACUGCUAGCAACUGACCCUGGCAACUACCCGGUCAUGGACUACCGCUCCGGUGACUUCACGCGGUGCCUGAUGAUGUCAACACGGGCUGCACUUUCCCAAGAGCAGAUUUUUGCUUUGUUUGACAUCAUUCCUGGCAUGGAGUACUGUGAGCUGCAGAGAGACGCUUAUGGAAUGAGCAAAGGUCAUGCGUUGAUUCGCUACAGUAACCUCGGAUCAGCGGUUUACGCCAAAGAAAAGCUGAAUGGCUUUGAAUAUCCACCUGGCAACAGACUGGCAGUAAAUUUUGUUGACGACGGAGAGGAACGCAGCAGUCCUGUAGGUCGGAUGGCCAUGCAGUUCGUUGCAACCCAGAUGAUGUCUGCAGUGUGGAACGGACCCUCGUCCAGCCAAGUAAUGAAAUCUCCUGGCUUCUCUGCUGUCUCCCCAAUGUCCCGGGUUCAGACAGACGUCAGUCUGCCCCCUCUGAAGAAGCUUGCGCCGCCUGACAGCAAGGCGAAGGAGCGCUUGUUUGUAGUGUUCAGCCCCUCCCCUCUGCCCCUGGAUGUCCUGGAGGACGUUUUCUGUCGCUUUGGUUCCCUUAUUGAGGUCCAUUUGGUUCCUGGCAGAAAGGUUGGAUACAUGAAGUAUGCAGACAAACAGUGUGCAGAUGAGGCCAUGGCAGUGCUCCACGGUCGGGUCGUCAAUGGAGUAAAGAUGAAGGUGAUGCUGGCUGAUCCUCCCAGAGAAGAAUCUCAUAAACGUCCUCGUACCUACUAGGACCGCGUGAAAGAAAUGACCGGCGACUCUUGUCAUGACACAAUGACACCUGACCUGACAGACCGACCGACCGACAUCGAGACCUUCACCCGACCUCUGACACGACCUUUGACACCUGUCUGACCUUACUUUUGGGUCAGUGACCUUGCUGUGACUCACUGAUAUACCAAGUACACAGAAGCAUCCACUACUAAAAUGGAAUCAUAUGCAUUCUGUGAACAGAAGCAACAACGCCAGUUUGUGUAGUUUGUGGUGAGUGUCGUGCUUUUUACGCAGACUACUGAAUUCAUUUUAAGUUUAAAAGUUUUGUAGUUCAGGAGGUUGGCAGUAUUUUCUUCUUGAAGAACUGUGGGCAGGAGGCUGCACUCUGUUGAGGAGCUAAAAAACAAGAUUUGUAAAGCUGGAUCUAGACAGUUUUGUUUUUCACACCUGGUCCUUCCUUUUUUUUCUCUUAUGGUAUGACCUGUAAUCUCAUUUCCAGCUUAGUGCAAAUGUGUUUACCAGAUUCACUGUGAACUGUUGUUUCAGUAAAAAUAAAGAUCAGGUGAACACACA
Messenger RNA from Micropterus salmoides (largemouth bass), 2223 nucleotides. Its product is annotated as RNA-binding protein 45-like. NCBI's taxonomy places the organism in Eukaryota, Metazoa, Chordata, Actinopteri, Centrarchiformes, Centrarchidae. The coding region runs from base 16 to 1668 and encodes 550 amino acids. Gene Ontology annotation, molecular function: RNA binding. The record is from RefSeq and is a predicted model, not a curated record. The transcript has 12 exons.